AUGAAGUUCGGGAAGCGGAUUCGCGCCGAGGCGACAGAGCAAUGGGCAGAUCACUACCUGGACUACAAGGAUCUGAAGCACAAGCUCAAGGCCCUGGUGGAGGACGGAGCACCUGCAGCGUCGGAGGAGAAGUUCAGGAGCGCGAUCCUUGCGGAGAUCGACAAGGUUGACAGGUUCUUCCUGAACCAGGAAACGGAGCUGUACACAGAGUUUCGUUCACUGUGCCAAGAAGCUUCGACCGUCAAGGUCGAUCACUCGCCUGAGCGUGCAGCAGCUUCGAAAUGUAAAGCUGGACACUUGCGGUUGGAUGCCCUGGUUUCAUCACUGGAAGGAACGUCGGCAGGAAAGAUGAUUCAGUCUCUUCUUCAGUUUUCAGCUAAGGUCGACAGCCUCCGCAAGUUCGUCAUGCUCAACAGCCUGGCCGUCAUCAAGAUCACCAAGAAACACGACAAGCAGUCAGCCGUGCAGCUGCGGUGGGAGAUGAUUCAGCAUGUUCACCGGCGGCACUUUUACAGCUCCAGGAGGUUUGGCUCCCUCAUCACCGACGUCGAGGUCCUCGCGUCGGAGGUCAUGCAUAGGGUCACCCUCUUCAAGCCCCUCCCCGAGAGCUACUCCUGCCCCAUCUGCCUUGGCCUCCUCUGUAACCCGCAAGUCUCCAGCUGCGUGCGGGGCCUCCAAGAGGACCACGUGGAGAUGGAGGAGGUGGGCAUGGAAGUCCGUCCAAGGCUCAAGAGGAGGAGCGUCGGGCAGGGAGGCAAGCAGGCGCUAGGAGGAAGACCGCAGACAGAGUCGGAGCUACAGGCACCUCCCAUCCUCCUCAACGCUGCUCUCCUUCGUUCUCACUUCAACCUCCCGCUCAACGAUGCGGCUCGUCGCCUCGGUAGGAAGAGGAGGGGGGAGGGGGGAAGGCACAGCGGUGGAGGAGAAGGACAGAGCGACAUGAGAAAGGAAGAGAACAAAGAGGAGGAGGAGGAGGACGAGGACGAGGAGGAGGAGGAGGCUGAUAAUUGGACCAGGAAGUUGAAAGCCGUUGAGAAGCGACUCGCUCUCCUCCAGGCGGAGCACAAGUACGUGAGCGAGGAGACGUUGUUCGCCAAGUACCAGGCGGAGAUCAAGGAGCUGGAGGAGAAGCGCGACAAGCUUCUGCAGGGCCUCGACUGCGACGUUGCUGACGUGGCGGAUGCGGAGGACGCCAAGAAGUCGGUGACUCCAUCCCGCAAAGUCAAGGUGGAGCCCAGCACGGGCCUGCGCUCUCCCACCUCCUCCAGCAGGACGUACCCGCUCUCCCCAGCUCGGGAGACGCUGGACGAGGAUGACGAGGAGGAGGAGGAAGAGGAGGACCUUGGGGAGAUGCCUGCGGCAGUGGAGCAGGAGGGGAUCGCCGGAGGAGGUGACGGGGCGGAGCAGGACGUAUGGGAGAUGCUGCACAGGAUGGUGUCGGAGGAAGGGGAGGACACCCUAGGCCUCAACGAGCAGGCCAAGGCUCAUCCAGCUCCUACUCCAGCUCCUCUUCCUGCCUCUGCUGCUGCUCAGGAUGUCACUUGCUCGCUCCCUCCAAGCUCCUCGGGGCCAGCUCCAGGCACCACCGACGUAGUUGACGAGUACCGAGACCUCCGAGCCCAGCUGGUCGCCCUGCAGGAGGAGAUUCUGCACCUGCGGCAAUUCAGCAUGGCGCUGCUCAAGGAGAGGGGAGACAUUGCUUCCCAGCUCCAGGGACGCGAGGAGGAGAUCAGAGACCUCCAGCAGCGGUGCCACUCUCUAGAGUCCCAGCUCAUCCUGGCGAGGACGAGCGAUCAUGGGAGCGAGGAGCUGCUGACCCCUUCGACGCUCUCCCUCCCUCCUGCCUCCUCCUUCUCCAGUCUCCUCAGCGAUAAGCUGAUGCAGGGGAGGGCCGGUGUGCGGCAAGGCGAAGACUUGUAA
Messenger RNA from Guillardia theta CCMP2712, 1920 nucleotides. RefSeq lists its product as hypothetical. Bases 1 to 1920 code for a protein of 639 amino acids. The transcript is spliced from 13 exons. Lineage: Eukaryota; Cryptophyceae; Pyrenomonadales; Geminigeraceae. The record is from RefSeq and is a predicted model, not a curated record. Gene Ontology annotation, biological process: cellular response to phosphate starvation.